AUUGAUCUGUUAUUGCAUCAACAACAUGGAUAACGGGACAGGUCCGCCAACAUCACAAGAAACGUUACUAUUGCAUUAGUUGCAAUUACAUAGCAGCUGUUUCUGCAGGGACCGUCGCUACUUCAAUGGCCCACGGGUGAUGCAAAGAACGAUGCGGCACCACUGGCUGCUCGUCGGGGCUUGCGGCUGGGUGUUGCUCAUCCUGGUGUUUGCCAACAAGUUUAUCAAUUUCAACGCCAGAGACACGGAUGACUAUGGGGAGAAGACCGAGAUUCAAAUUUGGACACAACCAGGAGUUAAGACCACCAAAUUGCUUCCAGCUCAGAAAUCAGAAAGAAGAGCUCCCAAGUCAUCAGACGUGUCCACAGUAGGCCCCUCCUCCAUGUCCGACCCAACAGACUGGAACACUGUGGAGACGAGGCGUCUGGAGCUGCUGUCCGCCGUGUGUAACAACAACUCCCUCAGGAACCUCACUCACACCUCAAUCAACAAGUUUGUCUUGGACCGCAUCUUUGUGUGCGACAAGCACAAGAUCCUCUUCUGCCAGACCCCCAAAGUGGGCAACACUCAAUGGAAGAAGGUCCUCAUCGUUCUCAAUGGAGUGUUCUCCACUGUGGAGGAGAUCCCAGAGAACCUGGUUCAUGACCAUGAGAAGAACGGCCUGCCCCGCCUCUCCUCUCUGACAGAGAAAGAAAUCACUGAAAGGUUAGCCACGUACUUCAAGUUCUUCAUCGUCAGAGACCCGUUCGAGCGCCUCAUCUCCGCCUUCAAGGACAAGUUUGUGAAGAACCCGCGCUUCGAGCCCUGGUACAAGCACGACAUCGCUCCCGCCAUAAUCCGCAAGUACCGCAAGAGCCACCGUGACAACGACAACAACAAGGCGACCACGGGCCUGCGCUUCGAGGACUUCAUCCGUUACCUGGGUGACGAGCCUGGGCGCCGACGCAUGGACCGUCAGUUCGGGGAGCAUGUUAUCCACUGGGUGACGUACGCGGAACUCUGCGCCCCCUGUGACAUCACGUACAGCGUCGUGGGGCACCACGAAACUCUAGAACGCGAUGCCCCCUACAUCCUCAAAGCUGCCGGGAUAGACCGCCUGGUAUCGUACCCCACAAUCCCCCCGGGGAUCACCCGUUACAACCGGACCAAGGUGGAGCGCUACUUCUCAGGCAUCAGCAAGCGGGACGUCAGGCGGCUUUACGCCCGGUACCAAGGAGACUUCAGCCUCUUUGGCUACCCCAGCCCGGACUUCCUGCUAAACUGAAUGACAACGACACUAAAGAAAGACUGUUGUGUUGCAAUGAUAUUAUAAUAUAAUGUUUCUCUAAUCUAACAUGCAUCUUAAUCAGUGUGUGGUUUACUGAAGAGGUAGGGAGGGUGUAGCCAACUAGCUGCCUAGCCUGGCUGCUCUAACUAGGAGCCAUAGUAGAGACUAGUGAUCCCCACCGUCCGGGUUCAAGCCAGGCCAGGGAGGGAUGGAGACUACAGGUUGGUCUGAUAUAACAUGCUGAGCUGCUGUAGGAUGAUCGUCACUCCUCUACCUGGCUGACGGUACUUCCUGCCUCGACCUAGCAACUUUUCCUGCCUCUACCUAGCAACUUUCACCAUGGGCGAUGACUGUACUACAUGUCUCUACUUCCUGGUAGCCGUCACCAUGGUGGUCAUGAAUGGCAUGAGGACUGAGGUGAUGGAGAGUUACUUACUAUGGUCACGGUUAAUGGCUGUAUUCGCCAUACGACCAAUGAAUUAAGUGCCACAUUUUAAUGUUAUUUAACAAAGCUUUUUGUAUUAUAAUAAUGAGUUAAUUUAAAGCAGAGAUUACUGUUACAUACUGUGCUAAAUGGUACCCUCUGUACUACUUCCACACAAAGCAGAUCUGCUGCUGGAACUGCAUUAUGGACUAACAAUAUAGUGGGUCUGGGAGACAGUAGCCUGGUUAAACCAGACUGAAUGCUUAGCACACCAUUGAAACGUAGCAGAAUCAGUUUGAAUGCCAGGCUAGAGAUGGUCUGGUAACAAUAUCAGAGCCCCAGCUCUCCUCCCUCCAGUCUAACCACUCAUACAGAGUAGAGCAACAACAUCUAGUUUCAACAAUCGGCACCUAUAGAAAUUCUGUGAGUGCUGGGUGGGAGGAGUCAGUCUGAUAUGCCUGUGGUCAGGUGGCAGGUUCACAGUGGCAUAACUCCUGCUGAUUGGCUGAAGCUAGUACCGCAGAUAAUAUGCCUGUAUUGUCAUGGCUGUACAGUUCCCGGGCCUUACCUCAUGUUCCCGUCCAGUACAGUAGACACACAUACAGACAGAUAUAUAUGAAAAAAGUAUGCACUCACUAACUGUAAGUCGCUCUGGAUAAGAGCGUCUGCUAAAUGACUAAAAUGUAAUAUAGAUGUCCUUCAGGGUUAAUCCAGUUAAAUCCAGCCCAGACGGAUAAUAAUCUGGGAUCAUGACAAUCUGGAUUGGAGGCAUACAGCCAACCCGCUUCUAUACCCAUACGUAUGUCAAAGAUGGUGGAUGAACGAAGAUGUCUUACUCAGGCUGUUUACUUUCUACUUAAGUCCCGUAGACACCAAUGCGAUAGCAGCUGUGUCUGGUCUACUUAGUUCAUUGACUGUAUAUAAACCAUUUAAAAAAAAGAGGGAGUGGGAUGCUUCCUCUUCUGUCUCAACUUGCCACCUGUAAGGGCAGUACAAUAAACUACAGUGACACUGUACUUGGGAGAAGGAAUUAUUUUCUUAAAUUUUCUCAUCUUCAGAACUGUUAUUUCACAAUUGACUUCCAUGAAUUGUCUUAUUCUUCAUCCUAAACAAGACACCGUCCAAUGGCGCCCAUGAAGAGAAGUGAGUGACAGCUUCCUGUUGAUCUUUUUAAAUCAACCAAUGUUUGGUAUGUUCAGUCACAUUGUAUUGACAGAGCUAGGCGACCAGGCGAUGGGUACUGAGUAAUAAAGGUUUCAUGUAAAAUAUA
This is a messenger RNA of Coregonus clupeaformis (lake whitefish), 2961 nucleotides long. RefSeq names its product carbohydrate sulfotransferase 10 (gene chst10). Gene Ontology annotation, molecular function: sulfotransferase activity. The transcript is spliced from 6 exons. Gene Ontology annotation, cellular component: membrane. Gene Ontology annotation, biological process: proteoglycan biosynthetic process; carbohydrate biosynthetic process. NCBI's taxonomy places the organism in Eukaryota, Metazoa, Chordata, Actinopteri, Salmoniformes, Salmonidae. The coding region runs from base 140 to 1264 and encodes 374 amino acids. The record is from RefSeq and is a predicted model, not a curated record.